UUUGUAAACAUUCUUGUGUUAUCUAGAAAAAUGGUGAACGUAUACAAACAAAAAAAGAGAAAUAAAACAAAAUAAACUUAUCAUAACAGCAUAAAAUACCUUCUCCGUUAUGUAUCAUACACAAAACCUAUUAAACCCAAAUAAUAUGGUAAAAUAAAACCAUAAGGGGUGUAAAAUGACCUGUGUGCAUAUUUACAGUAACAAUUAAACAGUGUCGUACCAUGCCCACCAUAGGAUGCUUUUGUCCUAUUUUGACAAAUAUACCUAAAGUAGACAUAGAUGAAAAUGGAACUUUUAAAUAUAUCCUUAUAGCUAUUUCUUGUCCUAGGCAUCCAAAUGGCUCGAACCCAUGCAUUACGGUCGUCCGGGGAGGACGUCGAUAUGAUUACCAUUCUGACAUGUAUACGGAGAUGACAAAUAUAACACGUCUUAAACCGUAUCCCAAGAAAUCCCUGGGCGGUGGCUACAUUUAUUUUGAUCCAGAGCAUAAGAUUAUUCACAUUUAUGGCACUUCGAUUGGUUUUGGCCCGGCUGAUCACAACCUUACAGCGAGAAUAUUAAGAAAGGCAUAUCCUGAGCAUAUAAUAACUACCGCAACCCCGAAUGAAUGGUGGCCUGACGAUAAACACGAUGGCAAAUAUGCACCCAUACAUUACCCUUGGGAGCUCGACAAAGAGGGCCAUUUCAAAAGACGUUAUUACGGAGAAGAUUAAGACACCUAAAGCAUGUUUGGGCUAAAGAUGUUGCGUUGGAUGAAAUAAUAACUUGAGUUCACGUGGAAACCGAAAUGUUUUAACAAAAACACAUCUAUUUUAAUAGAGAAUAGAGACCAUUAAUCAUUGUCCAGAUACAUGGACAUUUAAGCAGAUGAUUGGUCGAACCGGCUAAAUUUUAUAAUGUAAAGUACCUUACAUCCCUAAACGGGAAGGUUGCCAUGGUGCCAGGCUGCCCCUGUGCCAUAUACGGUGCAAUACCGACAGUAGAAAUUGAUUGUGAUGGUACUUUCAACUACCUUAUGUUCGAUGUAUGGUGCCCGCGGCAUAGUGACGGCAGGACACGGUGUGGUAAAAUUAUAAGAGGUUCUAAACGGUUCCGCUACCAUUCAGAUGUUCUUGAAGGGGUGACAAUUGAAGUAUUACCUCUAAAGUGCGAAGCGCUCGGUGGAGGCUUCAUAGAGCAUAACCGUCCAAACAGAAGAAUUCACAUCUACGGUACCACUAUCGGCUUUAACCAAGCAAAUCAUAGGCUCACAGCUACUUUAAUCAAAGAAUCAUUCCCUCACUACAAUGUUUCUUA
Messenger RNA from Hyposmocoma kahamanoa, 1296 nucleotides. Its product is annotated as 14 kDa phosphohistidine phosphatase-like. NCBI's taxonomy places the organism in Eukaryota, Metazoa, Arthropoda, Insecta, Lepidoptera, Cosmopterigidae. The coding region runs from base 222 to 713 and encodes 163 amino acids. Gene Ontology annotation, cellular component: cytosol. The record is from RefSeq and is a predicted model, not a curated record. The transcript has 3 exons. Gene Ontology annotation, biological process: peptidyl-histidine dephosphorylation. Gene Ontology annotation, molecular function: protein histidine phosphatase activity.